Messenger RNA from Monomorium pharaonis (pharaoh ant), 1598 nucleotides. It is a transcript of the gene Xrcc2, whose product is annotated as DNA repair protein XRCC2. Gene Ontology annotation, molecular function: four-way junction DNA binding. Gene Ontology annotation, biological process: double-strand break repair via homologous recombination; DNA strand invasion. Gene Ontology annotation, cellular component: replication fork; Rad51B-Rad51C-Rad51D-XRCC2 complex; centrosome. Bases 380 to 1309 code for a protein of 309 amino acids. The record is from RefSeq and is a predicted model, not a curated record. The transcript has 3 exons. NCBI's taxonomy places the organism in Eukaryota, Metazoa, Arthropoda, Insecta, Hymenoptera, Formicidae.
UGUAACAUCAUAAAUCUAUAUAUGCUAUUAGAGAAAAAUUUGUUGGGCAUCUAUCGCUUAUCACACUUGAGAACUGUCUAGAAAAUUAGCAUAGAAAAGAUCAAAAUAAUUUUAUCAAUUCUAUUAAACUGAAGAUAUUUUGGAAAUAUUUGCAAUACACUCAAAUUUUUAAUCUGCGAUUUGAAUACUCUUAAUUCUAACAUUUGAAAUCUAUCGAAAAAAGAAAUCGUAAUUCUCGAAAUAUCGAUUAUAUGAUUAAAGUAAUGAGUCAAUUCGUAACUUUGUUAUGUAGAUAUUUAACCUAAAAUAUAUCAUUAGCUACUAAAAAUGGCUAAUAAAUAAUAUAAUAAUUGUAAUAAUUUUCUUAACAUAUAUAAGAAUGUUUAUCGAAAAUAGCAUCAAAAGUUAUCAAAUGCGCGAUAGAAUAUCGAUACUAUCGCACUUUCGUGACGUCAUUGCAACAAUAUGGCUGCCACGAAAGUUCUGGCGGAUUUUGAAUCUGAUCGAAUUUUACAGACUAGUCAACAGUGGGCUGGAGCUGUUGUCGAGAUUUAGUGAGAAGCCGCGUUCAAUUAACCUCGACAACGUUCUGUUCCCGACCGACAUCGACAGCAGAAGCGUCAUAGAGAUCGUCGGAGCCUCAUCCACCGGAAAGACCCUGUUACUGUGUCAAUUCAUAGCGAGAUGUAUACUGCCCGCGCAGUACAGAGGGAUCAAAAUCGAUGGGUGCGAUGCCUGUGCGAUACUGAUCGACACGCUUGGUCAUGUGCAGAUUAGCAAAAUAACCGAACUAAUGACUUUCACAAUACGCGACGCGUUUCAGGCGGCCAACGUGCAACCACCAUCAGUCGAGACAGUAGACUACAUUGUAAAUAAGUCUUUAGAAAACUUGACGGUGAUCAGCUGUUGCAACAACAAUCAACUCCAGUUGACUCUGCACACUCUUGAGGAUGAGCUUCUUAUAAAUGAGAGGAUUGCUCUGUUAGCUAUAGACAAUAUAUUGGCGUACUAUUGGCAGGCGAGAAAAGAGAGGAGUAUACUCAGUAUGGAUUGUUAUGCUAAAGACUUGAUUCGAAUUGUUCGGUCGUCCCAAUUUCACACUGCAACAGUUUACACGAGAUGGGAUGGACCGGUCCCCAAACAGGAUUGGUUAUGCACCAAUCUGUUAGAAAGGACAAGUAUAAAUUAUAGACUGCAACUAGGCAAAAGUACUGUAACUCAGCAAUUUACAUGUCGUGUACAAUCCACCAAUAAUGUAAAACAGAUUUGUUAUACAAUCUCUGAUUCUGGUAUAAAAUGGAUUCAGUAAUAAAACAUAAUUGCAAGUUUGCAAAAUGUUUCAAUAAUCAAUUGAUGAGAGAAGAACCUUAUUGACUAUGUCUAAUGGAUUUAACAGUCCCGAACCUGCUAUUGUUACUUGGCAAUUUGAAUGAAAUGAUGAUAUGAUUUCUUUAGUUUCUCUUACUUCUUCCGGUGUUAUACCUCCAAUUAUGUAAAUGAUAAUCCAAUUAUUAUCACAUGGAUGACGUUUGAUUCUUCCUUUAGAAAAUAAGCUGUCAAGGUAUAUAUGAAAUGAACUAGAUUUUCUUCAGAACUUU